ACAACCUCAAAACGAUCUUCGCAGUUCUUCAAAGUGUAUAAAAUAUGUUAAAACUGUGUUAUUUAUAGUAUUAAAUAGUUAAAACAUUUAUCAAAAUGUCUCACACACAACUACUUACCGUCACAACCCGGCUAUGUUGGUUAAAUAGCAUGAAAUACGAGUGUAAAUAUUUACGUAAUACAACCAAAGUUUUAGUAAGAUAUAAAGGCACAAAUGCUGCUAGAAAGAAGACUGCGAGCUCUGUGUACCGUACUAUGAACAUAUUCGACAGACAGGCGAAGAUUCUUCAGCGGGAGCGGUCGGCGCAGAGGGAGGAUUAUCAUUUGGCAGAAUAUAUAAAAGAGGAGGUUGGGUGGCGUACGGCCGAUAGAAUAUUGGAUAUUAAGAGGCUAUUCAAAAACGCCGUGGAACUUGGUGCUGGUCGCGGCUACGUGUCCAGACACCUUCUACCUGACUCCGUAGAGAAGGUCACACUCUGUGACACAUCGCAGACACACCUCACCAAAGCUAUCAUUGGGGAUGGAGUUCAGUUUGAGAAACGGGUUAUGGACGAAGAGAAUAUUGAUUUACCCGAAGACAGUAUGGACUUGGUGGUCUCAUCAUUGUGCCUCCACUGGGUCAAUGACCUCCCUGGCACCUUUGACAAAAUCAUGAACGUGCUGAAACCUGACGGCGCGUUCAUAGCGUCUCUAUUCGGCGGUGACACGCUUAUGGAGCUACGGCAGUCUCUCCAACUAGCAGAUACUGAGAGAUUAGGGGGCAUGACCCCUCACAUCUCCCCUUUCGUACGGGUGAGGGACAUAGGGGGACUAUUGAAUGCGAGCGGCUACACGCUACAGACCGUAGACGUGGACACAAUCACAGUGUGGUACCCGAGCGCGUGGCACGUGAUGCACGACCUGCGCGCGCUCGGCGAGGCAAACGCCGCGUUUAACCGCCCGCUGCGGCUGAACCGCGACGUGCAGUUUGCCGCCGCGGCAAUUUACGAAGAGAUGUACGGGAAGGACUUACCCGAACACAAGUCCCACGGGGUCCCCGUGACCUUCGAGAUCGUGAACCUGCUCGGCUGGAAACCCUCCCCCGACCAGCCGCAGCCCCUGCCCCGGGGCUCCGGGCAGCUGUCUCUGAAGGACCUGCACCGGAUUGAUGAAAUAGUUAAAGAUGUGAAAACUGUUGAACUAAGUGAUGAAGAUAAGAAAUAA
This is a messenger RNA of Cydia amplana, 1202 nucleotides long. RefSeq names its product arginine-hydroxylase NDUFAF5, mitochondrial. Bases 96 to 1202 code for a protein of 368 amino acids. The record is from RefSeq and is a predicted model, not a curated record. Gene Ontology annotation, molecular function: S-adenosylmethionine-dependent methyltransferase activity. Gene Ontology annotation, cellular component: mitochondrion. Gene Ontology annotation, biological process: mitochondrial respiratory chain complex I assembly. The transcript is spliced from 6 exons. Lineage: Eukaryota; Metazoa; Arthropoda; Insecta; Lepidoptera; Tortricidae.